UGGAGGACUGAGCUGCUGUGGAGGCUUUGGGGCUAACGAUUCAACCUUCUGACUGUUUUGUGGUUUUUCUUCUUUCUCCGAGUAAAAGUCAUUCAUGAGCCUGAAUGCGAGCGGAUUUGGGGAGCUAAGCGGCGGUCGGGAGCAGAUGAGCGGCGGCAGAAGUGAGCUAGUCCGCCACGGCCAUUGUGCUGGAGCCCCCGCACUACAGCAUGUAGAGACGGCAGCGCCUUCCCCUUCUGGUCUUUGCAAAUGAAAAUGGAGGAGAUGGCCCUGUCCGGCAUGGACAACAGUAAGAUGGAGGGCAUCGCUCAGGAGAUCCUGGCUGACCUGGUGGAGGACGCUUGUUUGGGGCUGUGCUUUGAGGUGCACAGGGCCGUCAAGCAGGGCUACUUCUUCCUUGACGACACUGACCAGGAGAGCACCAAGGACUUUGAAAUCGUGGACCAGCCCGGCGUGGACAUCUUCGGUCAGGUGUACAACCAGUGGAAGAACAAAGAGUGCGUGUGUCCCAACUGCAGCCGGAGCAUCGCCGCGUCCCGCUUCGCCCCUCACCUGGAGAAGUGCCUGGGCAUGGGCCGCAACAGCAGCCGCAUCGCCAACCGCAGAAUAGCCAGUGGCAACAACACAAACAAAUCCGAGAGCGAUCAAGAGGACAACGAUGACGUCAAUGACAAUGACUGGUCCUACGGGGCAGAAAAGAAAGCCAAGAAGAGAAAAGCAGAUAAGAAUUCAAAUUCACCAAGAAGAUCCAAAUCGUUAAAACACAAAAAUGGAGUGAGGAUGACCGACUGACGAAGAUCCGUGUUCGUCCUUCAGCUUUGCUGGGCUCCAAGCGACGCGGCGAGAACCAGGAGAGUUCGUGUGUGUUGCUAAGUGAUGGGUCGUUUCCACAGUAACAACGUUGUCGACGGGAGGCCCCUCCAGUCACUACCCACAAUGCCGUUCGGCUCGGCUCACCUUGAGAAGCAGAUGCAUGACCCUCGAACUGCGCCUGAGCGGCAGAAGCGACAUCGAUUAGCUUCAUCAUUCAGUUUACACAAGUGUUUGUUUUAAUUCGUCUGGAAUAUUUUGCACAAUUAAUCGAUGUUGUGUUGAUCGUCUCGUCUUGACACCGUAGCUUGAUAGUUCUUCAGCCUGACAGUGUGGAACGUGCACAAUAAGGGAAGCUCUCAGGGAGGACGUGGGCGGGGCCAUUGGUUACAGUGGCAGGUGGGAGUAGCUGAGCACGGAGUGAUGGAUUCCUCCCUUCAAGACUGAUCCUGUCUCUGAGCUCUCAUUCAGAGGAUGUUUUUAAGAGAAGGAACCAUAAAGUCAGGACUGAUAAAUCAUCAAUCACUAUGCUGCUUUUCACCUGUUCUCAAGGCUAAAGAACUGCAACGCCUUGACGAAUAAUUAUGAUCUUCACACUAUUACAGGAAAAAAAAAUUAAAUUAAUCUUUGGGACUGUAUAUGGACACUUGAACUUGCCACUGACAAAGACGUACCUAUUCCUUUUAGGGGAACGAAUCAAGGCUUGAGUUUCUCCUUUUAUCGUUUUGCAUUUUCGGUCUCGUUUCUGUGUACUAGAUGUUUACAGUGUAAGGAAUCGUGUGUCUUCACUGUGUUGUAACUGUACAUAUAUUUGACUAGGUGAAAAAUGCUGCUAUCCUGGCCAUGAGCCGUGUGCUUGUGGACAUGUCACGUGUAAUAAACGAUCAGAACCUUGAA
Molecule: messenger RNA, 1707 nt
Organism: Colossoma macropomum (tambaqui)
Lineage: Eukaryota; Metazoa; Chordata; Actinopteri; Characiformes; Serrasalmidae
Exons: 8
Coding region: 250-792 (180 amino acids)
Biological process (GO): positive regulation of DNA-templated transcription; regulation of transcription by RNA polymerase II
Cellular component (GO): SAGA complex; DUBm complex
Molecular function (GO): transcription coactivator activity
Source: RefSeq, a predicted model, not a curated record